GCAGAGUACAUGGGCGCAGCUUGUUUGCAGGAGCUGCUGAAAAUGGCGGUUGGGGAAGCCGCGGAUGGGCAGGUUCACUUUGAUUGUAAUUUGUUGUUGCAUCCGGAGCUCCUGUCCGGAGAUUUUCUCCUGCAGCUGUUGAAGCAGAGGGAAAUACCUACUGAGAACCUGCAUGAUGCAGAGAAGGAUCAGAUUGUUGAAGUGUACAUUCAGCAUGUCAUCCCCCUGCCACAGAGGGAGUUGCCCAAGAAUAGAUGGGGAAGAAAGAUGGUUGAGAAAAGAAAACACCAGUCCAUUUGUGCGACACAGAGUAAAAGGCCAACACCAGAGGUUUCAAGAAAAAGACCUCUAAUUGUGUUCGAUGGCAGCUCUACGAGCACGAAAAUAAAACUAAAAAAGAAUGACAGUGGAACGGCUGAUCUAGUCCAACAUCCGCCAGCAGGGAUUGCAAACACGAGUCCCAAUAAUACACCCCCUGUCCAGCUAAGUGACACACACAUUCUGACUGAUGUUAAUGCAGUCAAAAAUCCAGUUCGAGGUGCUGUAUCUACCAACGGUAUGGCCACCAUGAAACAUGGAGGUGACAUGCCUUUGAAAACCUCACCUUUGCCGUGCCCAACAUCUCCUGGAGGCGCCAAUCCCAUAAAACUAAAGCGAGCGCUUCCAACAGAUGGAGAGGGUGAUCCACCAGGGGAGUUAAGCUCUGCAGACCCAAAGAGAAAGAUUCAACAUGUUACUUGGCCAUAAAAUCUGCUAGUCCUAAUAUUUCGGGGAUGGUGUUUUAUUUAUAUUUGAGUUAGCAAUGCCAACAAACCUCUUGGAAAUGGCAGCCUAGAAAACCAACUGGAAAAGAUGCACUCAUUAUACUGUUUUAAAAAAAGAUAACCUGACCAAAUUUGGUUCUGAAAAGUAGGCCAACUACUGGCAUACAUCCCCCACUGAGCAAUUUUGUACCACAUUACAAUUUAUAUAUUCUGUACAACCAUGGGUUUUUUUUGAUUUAGCUUUCUGUUUGUGAAAGGUUCGUCAUUAUAUUUUGAAUAGAAAAUAGAUCGUCAUGUAGCAUAUGAGGUACGGUAUAUUACAUUAUGCAUAAUUACUGCAUAAAUGAUCAGGCCUGCAAAUAACUGCAUGAACAAUGAGUUUAAAACUGAAACUCCCUUUUAGUUGUAAUAAUGGUUCAAGAGCACCAUUCUGCCUUUAAAAAAAUAUUAUGCUGUAUUUUUCCAUCUGAUUUGUUUCCAGAAUUAACUCCUUUUUAUUUUUAAAUUAUAUUUCAUGUUGCAAAACAAAGCCCAAGUAAACGGCAUAAAAGACGUUGUUUCAAUUGUGCAGGAAUGGAAACAUGAGCUUGUAUAAGAAUAAAUCCACUGUGAGCGGGUAGAUUUUCAUUGAUUUCCUCAAUCCCGCCGGAAAUGUAAACUUGUUUCGGUCUAUUGUUUUAUUAAAGAACACUAUAUUGUCAUCACAAAUUUUAAA
Messenger RNA from Amblyraja radiata (thorny skate), 1479 nucleotides. It is a transcript of the gene tslig2, whose product is annotated as chromosome 6 C2orf49 homolog. NCBI's taxonomy places the organism in Eukaryota, Metazoa, Chordata, Chondrichthyes, Rajiformes, Rajidae. The transcript is spliced from 6 exons. Gene Ontology annotation, cellular component: tRNA-splicing ligase complex. The record is from RefSeq and is a predicted model, not a curated record. The coding region runs from base 10 to 747 and encodes 245 amino acids. Gene Ontology annotation, biological process: embryonic morphogenesis.